Polyodon spathula (Mississippi paddlefish) is the source of this 4434-nucleotide messenger RNA. Its product is annotated as solute carrier family 12 member 2-like. Gene Ontology annotation, biological process: chloride ion homeostasis; chloride transmembrane transport; potassium ion homeostasis. The coding region runs from base 421 to 3882 and encodes 1153 amino acids. Gene Ontology annotation, cellular component: membrane. The record is from RefSeq and is a predicted model, not a curated record. The transcript has 27 exons. Gene Ontology annotation, molecular function: ammonium channel activity; sodium:potassium:chloride symporter activity. NCBI's taxonomy places the organism in Eukaryota, Metazoa, Chordata, Actinopteri, Acipenseriformes, Polyodontidae.
UUGUGUAGGAGUUGCUGCUGUGAGUAGUGUGUCAGCAUCUCAGCAAGACGAAAAACUGAGGCUGGGAAGCACGCUUUGUAACCUUCACACUGGGGGAUUGGGUGAAACGGAGAAAACAUUUUACUUUGCCGUGUAAGCUUCUCCAAGAAUUUAAUGUAUUUUUUUUUCUUCAACAAAUACACGUUGUUCAUUCUUAACUGACAUUUGGAAGUCUAGUUUUCUGCUAAUAUUCUAAGUACAAAAAUAUCGACGUAUCUGUAACGGGCAGCCAGCAAGCGAGGUCGCUGAGCCCGGAAGAAGUGUGGCAGAUUCAUUGUACUUUUAAUUAUUUAAACUCAUUGAAGAUUAUACGGGAGAUAAAUUAUUGUUCAUAGCGCUGUCGUAUCAAAAUAUUGUUAAGAAUUAUUAACUAGUGGUGCCAUGUCCGCGCCAUCAUUAAACACAUCCCAGGAUCUAGCCGGGGAUUUGGCUCUCAAGCCCAUCGGCAAAGCCCCCAGCCAGAGCCGCUUUCAGGUCGAUCUGGUGGCGGAGGCAGCUGGAGCCGAGUCUGGUGGCGAUCCCUCUCAGAGUACCAAACCGACGACAGCAUCACCAGAUGCAACCGGGGACAAGUCUGCUUCAGACAGCGGCAAGCAAGCUUCUUCACAGCAUCCACCCGGAGGCGAGGAAGCCAAAGGCAGAUUCAGGGUUGUCAACUUUGUGGACCCAUCUGGCGCCGAGAGCCCACCAGAACUCAACGCUGCCGAUGGUCUCCAGAAUGGGGAUACGGUUAUGAGCGAAGGGAGCCUACACUCCUCCACUGGGGGCCACCAUCAUUAUUACUAUGACACCCAUACCAAUACCUACUACCUGAGGACUUUUGGUCACAACACUAUCGACGCGGUACCUAGGAUAGACUUUUACAGGCAGACGGCCGCGCCGCUCGGGGAGAAACUGCUGAGACCCAGCCUGGCAGAGUUGCACGAUGAGCUGGAUAAGGAGCCCUUUGAGGAUGGCUAUGCAAAUGGAGAAGAAACCACUCCUGCACAAGAGGCAGCAGCCAAGGAAGCGAAUGAGGGCAAAGGUGUUGUGAAGUUUGGCUGGAUUAAAGGUGUACUGGUACGAUGCAUGUUGAACAUAUGGGGCGUCAUGCUCUUUAUUCGCAUGACCUGGAUUGUCGGGCAAGCCGGCAUUGCUCUUUCCUUUGCUAUUAUCUUGAUGGCAACAGUUGUGACAACCAUCACUGGAAUGUCCACUUCAGCCAUAGCGACCAAUGGGUUUGUGCGAGGAGGAGGGGCGUAUUACCUGAUAUCCAGAAGUCUGGGACCUGAGUUUGGAGGGUCAAUCGGCCUCAUAUUUGCCUUUGCGAAUGCAGUAGCAGUGGCCAUGUAUGUUGUGGGCUUUGCAGAAACUGUUGUGGAGAUGCUGAAGGAAAGCGAUUUACUCAUGAUUGAUCAAACCAAUGACAUCCGAAUCGUUGGCACUAUCACUGUCAUUGUGCUGCUUGGAAUCUCUGUAGCUGGAAUGGAAUGGGAGUCUAAGGCCCAACUUGUUCUGCUGGUUAUCCUGAUAGCAGCCAUUUUUAAUUAUGUUGUUGGAUCAUUUAUCCCCAUGGAGUCUAAGGAAGCCAAAGGAUUCUUUGGAUACAAAGGUGACAUAAUGAUGGAGAACAUGGGUCCUGAUUUUCGAGACGGAGAGACUUUCUUCUCUGUCUUUGCCAUUUUCUUCCCAGCUGCAACAGGGAUUCUUGCUGGUGCGAACAUCUCUGGGGAUCUUGCGGAUCCGCAGUUAGCCAUCCCAAGAGGAACUCUCUUAGCCAUCUUGAUAACUACUAUCGUUUACCUUGGAAUUGCUUUUUCUACAGGUUCUUGUAUUGUGCGUGAUGCCACAGGGAAUGUUAAUAAUACCAUUGUUGGAACUCUUACAAAUUGCACUCAAGCAGCUUGUAAAUCCGGUUAUGAUUUCUCUUCCUGCACAAACAUGACAAAAUGCGCAUACGGCCUCCAGAACGACUUCCAGGUAAUGAGCUUGGUGUCAGGAUUUGGACCUCUCAUUUCUGCCGGCAUCUUUUCAGCCACUCUUUCUUCAGCUUUGGCUUCUCUAGUGAGCGCACCCAAAGUCUUUCAGGCUUUGUGCAAGGACAAUAUCUACCCAAGUCUUGGGGUGUUUGCAAAGGGAUAUGGCAAGAACAACGAACCGCUGCGUGGAUACAUGCUCACCUUUGUAAUUGCUCUGGGAUUCAUAUUGAUCGCCGAGUUAAACACCAUCGCUCCCAUCAUUUCCAAUUUUUUCCUGGCCUCCUAUGCCUUGAUCAACUUCUCUGUGUUCCACGCUUCUCUGGCAAAGUCGCCAGGUUGGCGCCCUGGAUUCAAAUACUACAACAUGUGGAUCUCACUUAUUGGAGCUGUCAUGUGCUGUGCUGUGAUGUUUGUCAUUAACUGGUGGGCAGCCUUGGUUACGUAUGUCAUUGUCCUGGCCUUGUACAUCUAUGUCACCUAUAAGAAACCAGAUGUGAACUGGGGUUCUUCAACUCAAGCUUUGACCUACCUCCAAGCACUGCAGCACUCCAUUCGCCUUACUGGUGUAGAGGAUCAUAUCAAAAAUUUCAGACCACAGUGCCUGGUAAUGAUUGGUCCUCCAAAUUCCCGUCCAGCGCUGCUCAAUCUGGUCGAUGCCUUUACGAAAAAUGUUGGCCUCAUGGUCUGCGGACAUGUUCGCAUGGGCCCUCGCAGGCAAGCCUUUAAAGAACUGGCAAACGAUCAGGCUCGAUAUCAACGCUGGUUACUUAGGAACAAAACCAAGGCAUUCUAUACUCCAGUGUAUGCAGAGGACCUCCGGGAGGGAUGCCAGUUCUUGCUACAGGCUGCUGGGCUAGGGCGACUGAGACCCAACACGCUGGUUGUUGGCUUCAAGAGUAACUGGAGAGAUGGAGAUAUGAAGGAUGUGGAGACAUAUAUUAAUAUGAUGCAUGAUGCAUUUGACUUUCAGUAUGGAGUGGUUGUCAUUAGACUGAAAGAAGGACUUGAUAUUUCCCAUAUUCAAGGACAAGAAGAACUUCUAGCCUCUCAGGAGAAAUCGGCUACUCCAAAGGAAGUUGUGGUGCAGUUUGAUCAAGGCAAAGAGUCUGAUGCUGAUUCCUCAAAACCAUCUUCCAAAGCAACCAGCGAGCACAACAGCCCUGCUAUUCAGAAAGAUGAAGAAGAGGAUCGCAAGGCUCCAACGCAGCCACUGUUGAAAAAAGGAGCAAAAAGUCCUUCUACCCCAUUAAACUUGGCUGACCAGAAACUGCUGGCGGCUAGCAAACAGUUCCAAAAGAAACAGGGCAAAGGAACUAUAGAUGUCUGGUGGCUCUUUGAUGAUGGCGGCUUGACACUGCUGAUCCCCUAUCUGCUCACCAACAAGAAGAAGUGGAAGGACUGCAAGAUCAGAGUGUUUAUUGGUGGGAAAAUCAAUAGGAUAGACCAUGACAGAAGAACAAUGGCUACUUUACUCAGCAAAUUCAGGAUGGACUUCUCGGACAUCACUGUCCUUGGAGACAUCAACACAAAGCCAAAGAAAGAAAACAUCGCGGUGUUCGAGGAAAUGAUAGAGCCCUUCAAGCUCAAUGACGACGACAUGGAACAAGAUGCUGCUGAGAAAAUGAAAGCCGAAGAACCCUGGAAGAUCACUGAUAAUGAGCUGGAGAUUUACAAGACCAAGACCUAUCGCCAAAUCCGACUGAAUGAAUUGUUGAAGGAGCAUUCAAGCACAGCGAACCUCAUUGUCAUGAGCAUGCCCCUGGCUCGAAAGGGGGCUGUGUCUAGUGCUCUCUACAUGGCCUGGCUGGAAACCCUUUCUAAAGACCUGCCACCCAUCCAACUUGUGCGUGGCAACCACCAGAGCGUCCUCACCUUCUACUCCUAAACAACACGUGGUGCUCGGGGACUGACCUCUUUCGCCAGCACUGUGCUACUGCAGUGUCUAGACAUACCUUGUAGAAGACUUUGAAGAAGCUGCACCGCCACUGCAAGGAGAAAGGGUCUGACUCUGUGGGCAAAGCACCACCAGUCCCAUUGGCCUGAAAGGACACACAUGACUGGAGGGGGGGAUCUCGGGUCAUGGUGACUCCAGUUUCAGCCUUUUUGACCUGAAGGAUCCAGUGAUCUUAUCUCUUUUUUUUAUUUUUGUUUUUGUUUUCUUAGAUUGAAUGCUUAAAAUUCUUAAUUUUACAAAAACAUAAUGACAAAAACAGAACUGAACAGUUGAGGGUUUCUUUUGCUUCUUGAAUGACUAUUAUUUUUGCUACUUGAAAAGCAGCAAUAAUCACAAGUUAAGUUAAUUUUCUUUUUCUUCUGUUAGAGAAACUGAAAAACAUUGCAUUACACUUUGCAAAACCUUCCUAGCCUUAUUCAGCUGCCUUCCACAAAAUGUAAUAAAUAAAUAAAAUCUUGACCAAAUUUCAUUUUUAUAUUUAUA